Messenger RNA from Kazachstania africana CBS 2517, 1827 nucleotides. RefSeq names its product uridine permease (gene FUI1). Lineage: Eukaryota; Fungi; Ascomycota; Saccharomycetes; Saccharomycetales; Saccharomycetaceae. Gene Ontology annotation, biological process: nucleobase transport; transmembrane transport. The transcript has a single exon. Gene Ontology annotation, molecular function: nucleobase transmembrane transporter activity. Gene Ontology annotation, cellular component: plasma membrane. The coding region runs from base 1 to 1827 and encodes 608 amino acids. The record is from RefSeq and is a predicted model, not a curated record.
AUGGCCUCUCUAAGCAUUGAACAAACUCAAUCUUCAAAAGGCUUGAAAGAUGAAUCUUAUCAAGUUCAAACUCAAGAUUUUUCUGAUAUCUCAGAUGAAAAAUCUACAAUGGCCGAUGCAUUAGAUACUGAUAAGAAUGGCUGGAGGUAUUGGCUGCAUAGAUUGAAUGAACUUCUAGAAAUCAAACAAGAAGGUGAAGCAUCGAGAGGGUUAGUCGAAUCAUUCUUAUACAACAAGGAUCUAGAACCUGUCGAUCACGCAAGAAGAACUUGGACGUGGAAAAAUUAUAUCUUUUUCUGGAUUACAGGUUCUUUCAACGUUAACACAUGGGAAGUCUCCGCCACUGGUUUACAAUUGGGUCUUUCAUGGUGGCAAACUUGGAUUUGUAUCUGGGUUGGUUAUUCAUUCGUCGCUGUCUUUUUAGUUCUAGGUUCUCGUAUCGGUAACAUUUAUCAUCUUUCUUUCCCUAUCUCUGUCAGAAUCCCAUUCGGUACCUAUUUUUCCAUUUGGAUUGUCCUUAAUAGAUUGGUCAUGGCCGUCGUUUGGAUGUCUACUCUAUCUUGGCUAGGUUCUGAAUGUGUUCAAUUAAUGCUCAUGGCAAUCUUCGGUACCGAUUUAGACGUUAGAAUUAAAAACACAAUCCACAAUCCAAAUUUAAAUAAUUUCCAAUUCAUGUGUUACAUGCUCUUCUGGAUCAUCUAUUUACCAUUUUUAUGGUUCCCACCUCAUAAGUUACGCUAUGUCUUUGCUGUCAAAUCUGCAAUUACUCCAUUCGCUGCUUUCGGUUUCUUAAUCUGGACUCUUUGUAAAGCUCACGGCCAUCUCUCCCUAGGUACUUUAAAUACCAAUUCAGAUGGUUCUGCAAUCGUUAUGUCAAGCUCUGCUACCGCAUGGGCUGUCAUUAGAUCAAUCAUGUCGGCAAUGAAUAACUUCUCCACCUUAAUUCUAAACGCUCCAGAUUUCUCAAGAUUUGCAAAGACUCCAAAAUCCUCAUUCUACUCACAAUUAAUCGCUUUACCAAUCUGUUACGGUGUCAUCUCUUUAGUCGGUAUCCUUUCCGCUUCUGCUGCUUACAGUAUGUACGGUGUCAACUACUGGAAUCCAUUAGAUAUCUUAAGUAAAUACUUGGACCACUGGAACUCUGGUAACCGUGCUGGUGUUUUCUUCAUUUCAUUUGCAUUCGCUUUCGAUCAAUUAGGUGCUAAUUUAUCAAGUAACGCUAUCCCUGCAGGUACUGAUAUGACAGCCCUAUUACCAAAAUAUAUCAACAUUAGACGUGGUGCUUACAUAUGUGCUUGUUUGACAUUAUGUAUUUGUCCAUGGGAAUUAAUGGCAUCUUCAUCAAAAUUCACUACAGCUUUAUCUGCUUAUGCUGUUUUCCUUUCUGCCAUUGCAGGUGUUGUCUUUGCCGAUUACUUUAUUGUCAGAAAAGGCUACAUCAAUUUAUUACAUUGUUACACAAACAAACCAGGUUCCUAUUACAUGUACAACAAAUAUGGUACAAAUUGGAGAGCUGUCAUCGCUUAUAUCUUUGGUAUUGUUCCAAAUUUCACUGGUUUCAUCGGUGCCGUGGGUCCAUCUGUCCCAGUUGGUGCAAUGAAAGUUUACUAUUUGAGUUAUUUUAUUGGUUAUUUGAUUUCUGCUAUAACAUAUUUGAUCCUCGUUCACUUUUUCCCAAUUGAUGGUGUUCCAGAUAAUGCAAAACUUACUGACAGAGUCUGGUGUGAAUCUUGGACUGAAGUGGAGGAUUUCAAAGCUGAAAGAGAAGCUUUUGAAAGAUAUAGUGGUGAUGAACAAUCUUUGUCAUUCACACCAAAAGUUGCAUGA